This is a messenger RNA of Castor canadensis (American beaver), 874 nucleotides long. It is a transcript of the gene Sdf2l1, whose product is annotated as stromal cell derived factor 2 like 1. Lineage: Eukaryota; Metazoa; Chordata; Mammalia; Rodentia; Castoridae. The record is from RefSeq and is a predicted model, not a curated record.
GCUGUCAGAGCCGGAUUGGCUUGCGGUGGAGACGGAAGCAGCCCGGGGUCCCGAGCGGCUGUAGCCGGGCCGCGGCGAUGCGGAGCGCGGGCUGCGGCGGGGCUGCUCGGCCCGCGCUGCUGGGGCUGCUGCUGACGCUCUUGGUGCCGGGUGGUGGCGCCUCCAAAACCAGCGUGGGGCUCGUGACCUGCGGGUCGGUGCUGAAGCUGCUCAACACGCACCACAGGGUGCGGCUGCACUCUCACGACAUCAAAUACGGAUCUGGCAGCGGCCAACAGUCGGUGACCGGCGUGGAGUCCUCGGACGACGCCAAUAGCUACUGGCGGAUCCGCGGCGGCUCGGAGGGCGGGUGCCCGCGCGGGCUCCCGGUGCGCUGCGGGCAGUCGGUGCGGCUCACGCACGUGCUCACUGGCAAGAACCUGCACACGCAUCACUUCCCGUCGCCACUAUCCAACAACCAGGAGGUGAGCGCCUUUGGAGAAGAUGGUGAGGGUGAUGACCUGGACCUGUGGACAGUGCGCUGCUCUGGGCAGCACUGGGAGCGUGAUGCCUCUGUGCGCUUCCAGCAUGUGGGUACCUCUGUGUUCCUGUCAGUCACUGGUGAGCAGUAUGGGAGCCCCAUCCGUGGGCAACACGAGGUGCAUGGCAUGCCCAGUGCCAAUACGCACAACACAUGGAAGGCCAUGGAAGGGAUCUUCAUCAAGCCCAGUUCGGAGCCCUCUGCAGGUCACGAUGAACUCUGAGUGUGUGGAUGGGUGAAUGGAGGGUAGCAGGGUAGGACAGCUGCAGAGCCACUCUCAGCAAAGACUUUGGGUUUAUAGGGGUCCUUAAGUGCCUUUAUGAUUAAAGAAUGUUGGUCUGUGAUUGUGUUUGC